AUGGCGACCGGCGACAUGGACAUCGACAUGGAUAUCGGCCAGGACUACUCGAACCUCGACAUAGAACAAGACCCCCAUGAUUUCAACCAGAUUGAACUUCACCCCGACCUCAGCGCUGCGCCCAUAUCAACCAACCCGACAGAUUCAGAUUUGGCGGUUGUUAUCCCGCAUAAAAUACACCUGCGCGGCUUGGAUGACCUCACCACGAAGGAUAUCAAAUCAUUCGCGACGGAGUACUCCACUGGCCAGCCUCUCGAGAGGGUUGAAUGGAUUGAUGAUACCUCCGCAAAUAUAAUCUACCAAUCAUCCGAAGCCGCAUCGGCCGCUCUCCAGGCUUUCGUUGUCACAGACCAGCUCCCGGCAGCUCAUUCAACACUGGACAUGCUCCCAGCCAAGCCAUUCCCCAAUUUCCCCAACGCGCGCUUGAUGGUCCGACUGGCGGUUGAAGGUGACAAGAAGCAACCAGGCGCACGGGAGCGAAGCCGAUUUUACCUCCUCAACCCAGAACAUGAACCCCAAGAGCGCCAUCCAAGAGAUGACCGUGGCAGGAGGGGCGAUGGAAGGAACCGGUCUCGUCGCGAACACUACAGACGCAGAGAUUACGAUGACAGGGAGCCACGGAGGCGCGGUGAUGACUUUGAUGCAAGCAUGUACGAUGAUGAACCUUCGCCACCUCGAGGCUCAAGGGAACCCGAAUCGGAGUCUGGAACUACUUCUUCUGGCUACAGGAACCAGCGGAGCCAAAGGGUGCGGUUUGCAGGUGCUGGAAAGGAGCUGUUCCCGGCGAAGAUCAGUUCAAGAAGCAACGGAAGGCUGCGCAAUCGCAGCGCGUCUCCGAUGCGUGAUAAUGAGGGGGAUCUGAUACUCGACGCGAGACCUGCUGGCGGGCGUGAUGGCCGUGCUCGAAGUGCCAACGAUGGCGGUGCGAAUCGUCGCAAGGCGCAGCUCAUCAAGGAGAGACUCAGGGCAUCUGCAUCUGAGCCACUGGAGCUGUUUCCUCAGAAAGCUGGCGCGAGGGCUGGUGGAAAUGAUGCGGCGGAUUCUACAGCUGAUCUCUUUGCACACAGGCUUCGAAUUCCCAUGCUGGAUGGCGCCAGCGACAGGUUACCAGCAAAACCAGACUUGAUGUCCAGGAUAUCGAAGCCCGGUGCAUCUGAUGCUGAUGGCCAGCCGAGCUUCAAAAUCAAGGGCACGGCGAGGCAACCUGUGCAGGAUGGGUUUUCGAUCAAGGGAAUGGCGGCAUCGGGGCAGGAGCACAGGGAGCUCUUCCCGGGGAGGGCGGGUGGGAAUGCGGGGAAGGAGUUGUUUGCGGAUAGGCUGGAGGGGCGGGGUGGGAGGAGGCAGAGGGCGGAGGAUACAUUCCGUUGA
Molecule: messenger RNA, 1368 nt
Organism: Pseudogymnoascus destructans
Lineage: Eukaryota; Fungi; Ascomycota; Leotiomycetes; Thelebolales; Thelebolaceae
Exons: 2
Coding region: 1-1368 (455 amino acids)
Cellular component (GO): cytosol; nucleus
Molecular function (GO): RNA 7-methylguanosine cap binding; mRNA binding
Source: RefSeq, a predicted model, not a curated record